AGUGACGUGAUGACGAUGGAACUUUUUCCCACUUCCAAGCUUUGCACUCUUAAACCUUUCUUCCUCAUCUUCUUACUACUACUCACAUCAACCCAUGCAACCCCCUCCUCAAGCUCAAACUUAUUUCGAGAAUACAUUGGAGCUGAGUUCAACAACGUUAAAUUCUCUGAUGUUCCCAUCAACCCAAGUGUCCAAUUCCACUUCAUUCUCUCCUUCGCAAUCGACUACGACACCUCAUCAUCCCCCUCUCCCACCAAUGGAAAGUUCAACGUCUUUUGGGACACCGACAACCUUAGCCCCACCCAAGUUUCUGCCAUCAAGAGAAAAAACUCAAACAUCAAAGUAGCCCUAAGUCUCGGAGGGGACAGUGUCGUCGGAGGUGGCAACGCUAACUUCAAUCCAUCUUCCAUUGAUUCGUGGGUUUCCAACGCGGUUUCUUCACUCACAAGCAUCAUCAAAGAGUACAACUUGGAUGGAAUUGACAUUGACUACGAGCAUUUCAAGGCAGACCCUGAAACCUUUUCUGAGUGUCUGGGAAGGCUAAUCAAAACCCUAAAAUCCAAUGGGGUCAUUUCUUUUGCUUCUAUUGCUCCAUUUGACGAUGACCAAGUUCAGAGUCACUACUUGACCUUGUGGAAGAGUUACGGGAACCUCAUAGAUUAUGUUAACUUCCAAUUUUAUGCGUAUGAUAAGGGCACUACCGUGGACCAAUUUAUUGGUUACUUCAAUGCACAAAGUUCAAACUAUAACGGUGGAAAAGUCUUGGUGAGUUUCAGUACUGAAGGGAGUGGUGGGUUAUCCCCAGAUGGUGGGUUCUUCACGGCUUGCCAUACACUAAAGAGUCAGCAAAAACUCCAUGGUAUCUUUGUGUGGUCUGCUGAUGACUCGAUGUCAAAUGGUUUCCGCUAUGAGAAGCAAUCACAGGCCCUUUUAGCUUUACCUUAGUAAAUUGAAGUAAAGUGGUAUGUUGAAGAACAACUUUAGUAUAUAUGUAUUGGUACUCUUGAGACUCGGUAUAUGUUGUGGAUGUAUGCAUGCAUGAUGAUAUCUAUUGUUAGAUAAUAUUAGAUAUAUUAGCUAAGGAAAGUUUAGUCGUUCCAUCAUUUAUAUAUUACUCUUUUGUGUCUUGUAUUAUACAUACUUCACAGAUUGCUAAUGUUAUAGAACCCU
This is a messenger RNA of Glycine soja, 1170 nucleotides long. RefSeq names its product chitinase 2-like. Bases 10 to 945 code for a protein of 311 amino acids. The record is from RefSeq and is a predicted model, not a curated record. Lineage: Eukaryota; Viridiplantae; Streptophyta; Magnoliopsida; Fabales; Fabaceae. Gene Ontology annotation, biological process: carbohydrate metabolic process. The transcript has a single exon. Gene Ontology annotation, molecular function: hydrolase activity, hydrolyzing O-glycosyl compounds.